AUGGAGGGGCGCACGCGACCGUGCACGAUUUCGCUGGCUACAUCAACGGGGGAUGAAUCGCCGUCAGGAUCCAGUGCUUCCUCCCGCCCUUCAAGCCCGCAGAGCCGUCUGAGCCCGCUGAGCCCUCUGAGCCCUCUAAGCCACAGCCUCUCUUCCGAUGACAUGCUCACGUCCUUGCAGCCCACGCUGAUUCGAGGCGUGGCACUCCACACGUGCUUGAGCGGUCUUGGCCGACACUGGAGGCGUCCCAGCUUCAACGAAUCGCUCCGGAGCGAGUAUGACCUCUCCAGCAGAACCCGGUCCUAUGACUUCUUCUUUAGCCAUGACUGGGAAACGAACGGCUGGCUGAAGUUUGUCUCCCUCUUGGUCCUCUUCAACUCACGCGCAGCCACCUUGGCCACCUUGGCUUACAGCCUCCUGGCCGCCGCCGUCUUUCCACCGGGCACGGGCACGCUGCCGUCCCAUUGGUUGCCAAUCAUUGGAUAUUUGGUAUUCCUGGUGUUUCUGGUCUCCUGGCAGCAUCUUCGGGCGGCCGUCCGGGCAUCGCGCACCGCCUUCCUGGACAAGCUCUGUAUCCCCCAGGGGGACGAGGAGCUCAAGGCAUCGUGUAUCUUCCGUCUCUCCAGCUUCCUGGAUCGAUCCAAGUCUCUGGUGGUUCUUUGGUCCCCGCAGUAUUUCUCGCGGCUGUGGUGCAUGUACGAGGUGGCCACUUUCCUUCGAGAUCGGAGGCAGCAGCGAUCACAGUCGGGGAAGCCCGUUGUGUUUCUUCCCGUUCAGGUCUCCGUUCUGUAUCUGGUUACAUUCAUUGCAAACUCAGUGUUGCACUUCUCCACGCUUUCUGCUGCUGCCAUGUGGCGGUUCCAAGAUCAGAGCUUCGGUGCAAUGGCUUGGUUCAUUCUUUGCAACAGCAGUCUGCCCUGGGUCUUCUUACCAACUUGCUUCCGGCUCUGUACGGACGUGCUUCAGGAUGCUGCGAAGCUUAGGGAUCAGUUCCUCUCAUUCCGGAUACAGGACAGCAUGUGCUUCUGCUGCCAGCAUGGGCACCAGCAUCCAGAGACAGGUGGCGACAUCCCUUGCGAUCGACAGCUCAUCUACGGUGUUCUACAGAAGUGGUUCGGGUCCUCUGCGCAUUCGCAGGAGGAGUGCUUGGACACCUUCAACCGACUGGUACGGACCGAGCUCGCACCCCCUGUGCUGCGCAAAUUGGAGGAUGAAACCCUGAUGGCACAGUACUUGACCACCGCGGGCUUCGCCUCGUUUCUCCCGUGGAUCCCGAUUCUACUGCCCGCCUGGCUGACAGAGCUGCGAAGUGCAUGUGAAGGACAUGCCGGGUAUGGCAAGCUCCUCCGCAGCCGUGGCAUGGACCUGAACAUCGUCUUGGUCUUGCUUUGCUGCGUGCAUUGGCGCGUGAAGGUGAUCGGCCCACUUGGUCUUCGAUUGAGGAGUUCGCUGAGCCCGGCAGUGACGGUGGCCCUGCAAGUGUUGGCAGAGCUUUUUCUGGGUCUGGGAAGCUGGUUGCUAUUUCCGAUGUCUGUGCUCCUGGUACACGAAGACAGCCUCAUUCCGGCCCUGCCGCUCUGUUUGCUGCUUCUGUUAAAUGUCGUCCUUUACAAAAGGGCGGCAGAAGAGAGGGGAAGUGGCUUCCUUGCCGGGAAGCUCUUGCGGAAAAGCCAGUGA
Symbiodinium sp. CCMP2592 is the source of this 1677-nucleotide messenger RNA. Lineage: Eukaryota; Dinophyceae; Suessiales; Symbiodiniaceae. The record is from the annotation of a GenBank genome assembly.